AUGUUUUACCUAGCAAUAUCCAGUACCAAAACUAGCGAUAAAAAUUUAACAAUUCAAAAAUCAACUCAAUAUCAAUUAUCAUCAUAUGAUAGCAUAAAUUCAUUUUCACAUUUUGCUCCAAUAAUUUUAGAACAAUAUCAAAAGAAAAAUCCUUUAAAUAAUAAAAACAAUCAAUUAUCAAAUGAAUAUCAAAAGAUUGGAAUAUUGCAAUUUAUAAAAUUAAAAGAAUUGGUAUUUUAA
This is a messenger RNA of Dictyostelium discoideum AX4, 240 nucleotides long. RefSeq lists its product as hypothetical. The coding region runs from base 1 to 240 and encodes 79 amino acids. The record is from RefSeq and is a predicted model, not a curated record. The transcript has 2 exons. NCBI's taxonomy places the organism in Eukaryota, Evosea, Eumycetozoa, Dictyosteliales, Dictyosteliaceae.